AGAAGCCCAGUCAAAGACCUUGUGCGCGUUCUGGCUUGGAGCUUUUGGAGCUGCCGGGGAGCGCGCAUGUUUCCUUCCUUACCCAAUCAGGUGCCGUUUGUUUUGUUGAUGCUCGUUCGCGAGGGGAGAAUCCGUGAGAGUGGCCGUACUCUUUCAGUCUGAGAUUGGACUCAACGUGGUGCGUGUAAGAUUUGAGAGAUUAGUUGCAACAUCGGCAGUGUAGUGCAGGCAGUGUGUAAGUGUGUGAUCAAAUUUAAUGGCGGAGGAGCUAAACCAGAUCUAGGACCAUCUCCUCCUUACAGACAACUGGACACGAUUCUGACUUGCUCUAAAGCAGCACAAGGCCUUUUUGACCCAGAUGGCAUAGAGUUCACUAUGAGUGUGCGCACAUAAUCUGGGUACCCUGCUGUUUCACCUGCCACAGUGCCAGCUGUCCAGACUGUAUCUUCAAGCUUCAGACUGCCCUGAACUAUAAUUCUCCUUUAAAGACCAAGGACAAAGCAAGACAGAGCUAUACUGCAAGAAGAACUGAAACCAACUCACUGGAGGCUUUCCAAUUCGUGGAAAUUACCCUAUUGCCUGUGAUCAAGAUUACUCAGAAGAUCCAAGAAGUACUUCACAGUGUUAUAACAGGAACCAACGGAAAAGUAAUGGCUGAAGAGAGAAGCAGUGUCCGUCAGACAAGAAGCCAGCAGAAAUGCUUUGCAAUGGAUGUAGAUGAAGAAGAAAACAUGAGUUCGUGCAGCACUGAAGUUAAGGAAAACCGCAACCUGGACAACGUCUCUUCAAAGGAAGCUUUGGGUGAAGGGGUCCAACUCCCCAAUGGAGGCAGUGGCAGCAGGAAGCGCCCACUCGAGGAGGGUAAUAAUGGCCACUCGCAUUCCAAGUUUCGUGCCAAGAAACGAAAGAAAACCCCGGGGCCCGUCUUGCCAAAGAAUGCCCUAAUGCAGCUCAAUGAGAUCAAGCCAGGGCUGCAGUACAAGCUGCUGUCUCAGACUGGGCCUGUCCACGCUCCUGUGUUUGUCAUGACAGUGGAGGUCAACGGGCAGCUUUUCGAAGGCUCUGGUCCCACCAAGAAGAAGGCCAAGCUUAACGCUGCAGAGAAGGCCCUGAGGUCUUUCGUCCAGUUCCCCAAUGCUUCAGAGGCCCACAUGGCCAUGGGUCGGACCCUGACUGUAAACACUGACUUCACCUCUGACCAGGCAGACUUCCCCGACACUCUCUUUAAUGGUUUUGAGACCCCAGCUCAGGCCGAUGUGGCCUAUUACCUGGGCUCUAAUGGAAAUGGCUCCUUUAACUCCAUAACGGAUUAUCCUCUUCCCUCUUCUGGAGGGCCAGACAAUCUCAGCCAGUCCCCUUUGCCCGUCCCAUCUGCCUUUGCCCCCUCUAGUGGGAAGAACUCUGUCAUGAUCCUGAAUGAGCUACGUCCGGGCCUAAAGUAUGACUUUGUCUCUGAAAGUGGAGAGAGCCACGCCAAAAACUUUGUGAUGUCAGUAACAGUGGAUGGACAGACCUUCGAAGGUUCAGGGAGGAAUAAGAAGCUGGCUAAGGCCCGUGCCGCCCAGGCAGCCCUCUCAAGCUUGUUUAACAUGCAGCUUGACCAGACGCCGUCCCGACAGCCCAUCCCCAGGGAAGGCUUACAGCUUCAUCUUCCCCAGGUUCUAGCCGACUCUGUUUCCCGUCUUGUUGUGGAUAAAUUCAGUGAACUGACCGACAAUUUCACAUCACCUCAUGCACGCAGGAAAGUCUUGGCUGGGGUUGUCAUGACAACAGGCACUGACGUGAAAAAUGCAGAGGUGAUUUGUGUUUCCACGGGGACCAAGUGUAUAAACGGGGAGUACAUGAGCGACCGCGGCCUAGCCCUCAAUGACUGCCACGCUGAAAUUAUCGCCCGACGGUCCCUAAUACGGUACCUCUAUACCCAGCUUGAAUACUUCUUGAGCAACAAAGAAGAGCAACAGAAAUCAAUUUUCAUCAGGUGUGAAAGAGGUGGCUAUAAACUGAAGGACAAUGUCCAGUUUCACCUGUACAUAAGUACUUCACCAUGCGGAGAUGCCAGGAUAUUCUCCCCACAUGAAGCUGGAAUGGAGGACCAAGGAGACAGGCACCCGAACCGGAAAGCUCGAGGUCAACUUCGGACGAAGAUUGAGUCUGGCGAGGGGACGAUCCCAGUACGGUCCAGUAACACCAUCCAGACGUGGGACGGGGUACUGCAGGGAGAGAGGCUGCUCACAAUGUCCUGCAGUGAUAAGAUAGCCAGGUGGAAUGUGGUUGGAAUCCAGGGAUCCUUAAUGAGCUACUUCACAGAGCCCAUUUACUUCUCCAGUAUCAUCCUUGGUAGUUUAUACCACGCGGACCACCUCUCCCGGGCCAUGUACCAGAGGAUAGCCGACAUUGAGGACCUUCCCCAGUCAUUCACACUCAAUAAACCUCUACUCAGUGGUAUUAGUAACGCAGAAGCCCGACAACCAGGCAAGGCUCCCAAUUUCAGUGUGAACUGGACAGUGGGAGACCAGGCCCUUGAGGUCAUUAACGCCACAACAGGAAAGGAUGACAUGGGCCGUGCAUCCCGUCUCUGCAAGCAUGUUCUGUACAGCCGCUGGAUACGCCUGCAGUCAAAGCUUCUCUCAAGUCUGCGGAUCAAACUGUCCAAGCCCAGCUCGUACUAUGAAGUCAAGCAGGCUGCCACAGAAUACCAUUCAGCCAAGCAGGCACUCAUUAAGGCUUUUCAUAAGGCUGGGCUUGGUGCCUGGGUGAAAAAGCCAAUAGAACAGGACCAGUUCUCUCAGAGCCCAUGAGAGGGUGUAGAGGAUGGAGCCAAAACACAGAACAAAUUACCAGCUGCUGAGACUUCAUGUGUUCAGUGUAUUUAUUGUAUUGCUUUGAGAUUUUACCUGCAUCUUAUUUUUUAUCCCUGAAUUGUAUUCCAUUCCUCCUUUUUAAAUUGUGUGUGUGUGUGUGUGUGUGUGUGUGUGUGUGUGUGUGUAUACACACACACAUACACACACACAUUACAAGUCUUGAUAUUUUAAACUGGAAACACGUGUGUGUGUCUAUGCGUGUGUGUGUUAAUUUAAACAAAACAAAAAUUGUAAAGAAACAUUUUUAUAAAUAAGAAGUUUUAACAAAUUUAAUGAGCCAGCUAUCAACAUCAGAAAGAAGACUGCCUACAGAGCAUGUUUAAGCCAAAUAGUUUCAAAUAAUUUGAACUGUGUACGGAGCUAGGUUUUUUGUUUUUUUUCUGAGAGUUGUAUGUCAUUUGAAUCAAAUUUAGCAAAGCUGUGUCAAUUUUAGCGAGAUGCUGUCUUUUUAGGGUCAAGUCAGGUGAUUUGAGGGUCAUAUCCAAUUUUUUCAUAGAGCCUCUGUAAACUUUUUAUUUUAUUUUUUUAUGUUAUGUUAUCAACAAAAAAUGGUGACUUUAUUCUGGAGUACUGUGUGAAUUUAGUUGACUUCCUCAAUUUGUGUUCAUUUGACCUGGACAGAGAAUACAUUACUUUAAAUGGAAAGUAAUUGGUGUCUUGAACAGUCGUAAUCUGGGCUGCUUCAGUUUAUAAGAAUGGCCUUAACCUGCCUGAAUGUAAAUAUUGUUGAUCUGACAGGUAAACUGAUAAAUUGUGAGGCCAUUUUUUCACUGUUGAUUAGGGCUUUGUCUGGGAAUCAAAGUUGUAUUCUUGCUCAUUUAAAACAAAUCUGGACCACCACUGCUGUACCACACUCCACAUUUAAUCAGCUUCAGUUUGGUGAUUUUUUGUAUACUUUUAAAGAAGUGUAAUGGCUUACUGGUUUUUAUUUUAUUACAAUAGGUUUUACAUUUUAGCAUUUUUAAGAAAUCUUUUUAGAAAACCGUUUAUUUUCAUUUUUAAACAUGAUAUCAGAUAGUCUUGCACUGUCAUGGUCAUUUCACCUGAAGAGUGAUUCAAACAGAAGUUAUGCACAGAGGCUGCCCAUUAGUUUUCAAGGAUUACAUUGAUAAUACAAUGUAGGCUUAGUCCUUGUUGCAUUGAGACUGAAGGACUAGUGAGAACUGCAGCCCAGAAUCAGAGCCAGCAAAAUUAGCACUGCUGUCAUCGUGUGUCCCUUUAGCUGUUCUAGAUAAUAUUUUUAUUGUAGGGAUCAACAUACAAGUAGAGUUACUUUAUCAGAAUAACUGUUUCCAUUAAAAAACAGAGUGAGAGCUUUUUACCAAAAUGUACUUUUUGUUCUUGUAGCUUGUGAAGAGAAAUAUGUUCUUACCAUGGCUGUGGAAAUGUCUACCAGGCAGCCCUGUGAGACCGCAUUGGCUUUGUUUGGUUUUGUUUCAGGAUAUGUGUUUGCAGAUAUUGCUACGGUAACUGUUUUUCUUUUACUUUUUUUUUUUUUUAAAACAAGUUUACAACAAUAUCAAACGACAAAUACCUGUUUUAUUUCUUAUAAGAACCCAGUGUGCAUCCAGUCCUUAUGCAGUUGAUGUUUUGUUUUAAUGUAAAUUGAACAUCCAACUUUGGCACUGCUAGUUUUCUUUUAAUAUCUACGGUAAUUCAUUAAGCAAAUAGAGGAGCGGUAUCAUAGGUAUCUAGUCUAAAAACUGAAAAAUAGAUGUACUGCCCCUCCUGUCUUUCUUGUGGUAUUUGUAUACAGUUUAAUCCUCACCACCCUCCAGCUCUACCAUUUUACACUGUAUAUUUUAUAGAGGUGCCCCUAAGUGGAACCUGUUUUGCUGGCACACAGUGAUGGGACAUUGACACAACCAGCUAUCUUAGUUUAGGCCACAGUACUGCUGUCUAACUACUGUAAAACUAAUAAUACAAACACUUUCCAUAAUAAUGAAUUCUGCAAUUUGUUGUGCUUGUUCUGGGGUAACCAAAGAUACUGUAGAUGUUUUUUUGUCUUUGGAUGCUUAAAAAUUGGAUGUUAUUUUUGCAAACUGUGACACCUGUCCUCUGUGUGAGUGUAUAUUAGUUUGUUUUUAUUAUUAUUUUUAUUUUGUACUUCAAAUCAUAGAUUUUUGGUUUUUCUGGGUUUUUUUAGGAUUUUGUACAAAAAGUGUAAAAUUAUUUUUCUUCCAACUUUGCAUCCAGACAUAGCCCUGUUAAGAGUGCUCAAGUAUUUAAGUAACUGGUUUAAUGAUGUACAGAUUGCAAACCUAUCUGAUACUGUUCUGUAAGAUACCAAAAAAAUUGACCUGUAUUGCAAUUGUUUGCAACAAUGUCCAAAACACAAUUUGAAAUCCACGGUGCAGAAAAACAGUUUUGUUUUUUCACUAAAUGUGUGAAUGCAUUUCUAUUUAAGAAGUAACCCAUUUUUUUUAUUUGUAUUCAAAACUAAAGACUGUUUCCAUUCUAACUUUCAGGGACAGCUACACUGGUAUAGGCUUUUAAUACACUUGUUGUUUGUUCACAAAUCUUGACCCUUUAAAAAGUCUGGAACCAAACUUUGAAUAAGAAAUGGUUCAUAGAAACCGUGGUAGAAAACGUAUCCUUGCUUAAGGGAUUUUUAAACUUUUAAAUCUGGAAAUCAUAUUUUGAUGAUUGAGGCUGUGGCCCAGGUUGGUUCCCCAGGGCCAUUGCACUGUAAAAUACAGCACAUCAGCAACCUGCAUGAGCUCCCACACUGAAGCUGCACCCAGCAUGAUAAACUGUUAUGUGUAGAAAAAGGGAAAUAGUUCUUAAAGAAGAAAAGGGGAAAAUAAAUCUGAAAUUAGUUUA
Acipenser ruthenus (sterlet) is the source of this 5684-nucleotide messenger RNA. RefSeq names its product double-stranded RNA-specific editase 1-like. The record is from RefSeq and is a predicted model, not a curated record. The transcript has 15 exons. Gene Ontology annotation, molecular function: double-stranded RNA adenosine deaminase activity; double-stranded RNA binding; tRNA-specific adenosine deaminase activity. NCBI's taxonomy places the organism in Eukaryota, Metazoa, Chordata, Actinopteri, Acipenseriformes, Acipenseridae. Gene Ontology annotation, cellular component: nucleolus; cytoplasm. Gene Ontology annotation, biological process: adenosine to inosine editing; RNA processing. The coding region runs from base 651 to 2798 and encodes 715 amino acids.